AGGGCGCAUGCGUGGCCGCCGAUGCCCUGAGAGCGGCUGCUGCAGGGGGAGCGUCUCGCAUCGUCUCGCUGCAGAAAGAUGUAUCUUUUCAUCUGCUUUAGAAGAAGAGGAGGAGACCAUCUGCAUGACUAACUAAGUUCUUCAGAUAACCAGGAUGCACUUCCAGUGGGAUUGGCUGUGCUUGGGUGUCCUGAUAAUCAGCUCGGUGACUGCAGAAAUUAAAAAUGAGGACGCUCUGGAUGCAGAUGUUGAAGUGGAGGAUUUUGACAAGCAGUCUCAAGAAGCUGAUGUUGACAGAGAUAAAUCUCCCUUAGAGGUUGUAUACCAGACUCCAAAGCCAACUGGGGAAGUGUAUUUUACAGAAACCUUUGAUGAAGGAUUGACUGGGUGGGUGGUGUCUAAAUCCAAGAAAGAAGACACAGAUGAUGACAUUGCUAAAUAUGAUGGAAGAUGGGAGGUAGAAGAGCUGAAAGAAAACACAGUGCCUGGAGACAGAGGAUUAGUGUUAAAAUCAGUGGCAAAGCAUCAUGCAAUAUCAGCUAUGCUAACAAAGGCAUUUGUUUUCGAUGAUAAACCUUUGAUUGUCCAAUACGAAGUGAAUUUUCAAGAAGGCAUCGACUGUGGCGGUGCAUAUAUUAAACUUCUCUCUAGUAGUGAUGACUUGAAUCUGGAAUACUUUUUUGACAAAACACCUUAUACUAUUAUGUUUGGACCAGAUAAAUGUGGCGAAGUUUACAAACUACACUUGAUCUUCCGACAUAAGAACCCUAAAACUGGAGAAUAUGAUGAAAAACAUGCAAAACGUCCUGAUGUAGACCUAAAAAAAUUCUAUUUGGACAAGAAGACGCAUCUCUAUACACUUGUGAUAAAACCAGAUGAUACAUUUGAAAUGUUAAUUGACCAAUCGGUUGUCAGUAAAGGAAGUCUUCUUAGCGAUAUGGUACCUCCAGUAAACCCUCCCAAAGUAGUAGACGAUCCUAGUGAUAAGAAGCCUGAUGAUUGGGAUGAAAGACCGAAAAUACCUGAUCCAAAUGCUGUCAAACCGGAUGACUGGGAUGAAGAUGAGCCUGCCAAAAUAGAAGAUCCUGAUGCUGUUAAGCCUGAGGGAUGGCUUGAUGAUGAACCACAAUAUGUUCCAGACCCUAAUGCAAAAAAGCCAAAGGACUGGGAUGAAGAAAUGGAUGGGGAGUGGGAAGCCCCUCAGAUCCCUAAUCCAAAAUGUGAGACUGCCCCUGGUUGUGGCCCUUGGGUGCGUCCCAUGAAGAAUAACUCAAAAUAUAAAGGAAAAUGGAAAGCACCUCUGAUAGAUAAUCCUAACUAUCAGGGAAUCUGGAGCCCUCGGAAAAUACCUAACCCAGCCUACUUUGAAGAUCUCCACCCAUUCAAGAUGACCGCUAUCAGUGCUAUUGGUUUAGAACUCUGGUCUAUGACAUCCGAUAUCUACUUCGAUAACUUCAUUAUAUGUUCCGAAAAAGAAGUAGCAGAUCGUUGGGCGGCAGAUGGCUGGGGCUUGAAGAAUUUAGUAGCAAGUGCUAACAAGCCUGGUAUGUUUAGUCAACUGUUGACAGCUGCAGAAGACCACCCAUGGCUCUGGGUUCUUUACAUCUUGACUUUAGCUCUCCCUGUUGGUCUAGGUGUGUUGUUCUGCUGGCCAGCAAAGAAAACAGAUGAGGAUAUUGACUUCAAAAAACCUGAUAUAUCUAAACAAAUUACAAAGGGAGAACUUAAACAAGAGAGAGAGGAGUUCGAAGAUGAUGAAAUAGAAGAAAAAGAAAAUGAAGAUACUGCUGAAGAGGCAGUGUAUCGCAUGCCUGCAGAGAUCUGUCCUGCUGCCCCACGGGAGAAAUCAGUGGUUCAGCAGGUUGAACUUUGGCAUCCAAGAAUAAAAUCAUCUUGUGUUACUCCAUCGAAGAUUACCGAAGAAAUUUAUGACGAAGAAGAAGAAGAAAAUGAAGUUGCAGGUGGCAGUCAAGAAGAAGGUGAUAGGUCAAAUAAAUCUGGUUCAGAAGAUGAGAUGAAAGAAGCUGAUGAAAACACAAGUUCUGGAAGUGGUGCACCGAAAUCAGUGCGCAAAAGAAGGGUACGAAAGGACUAAGUUAUUUCUAGCUAGUAUUUAUAGGUCUAGAUUAUAGUAAUUUUUGGUAUUCCACUUCAGAGACCCUGACAGCAUGCACGUUCCUGACGUUUGAAGAAAAGGGGGGGGCUCAUUGCUACUUAACCUGCUAUUCUAAUUCUCUAACCUCUUUGAACCUUUCUAAAGUUCCUUAGUUCCUUUUUUUAAGGAGAAAUAUAAUACUGUCUGUGAGGAGAGAGCUGAUGCUUUGAAUUCCGAAUAAAAGUAAAAUUACAUGUUGGCCAACUGCUUUUAAGCUGAAGAUUUCUAAGAUGUGAAGAUUCCUAGAAAUUAGUAGUAGUUGGAGAUAAACUUACUCUAAAUAUUUUUUAAAAAUGUGAAUAAAUUAUAAUAUUUUUGCAGCUCUACCACAAAAUUAGCUGUUUGUACUUCUCAGCUAAAAGAGGAUGAUGUUGUAGAUGUAGCAUCUAUAGCGGUUCACCUUGCUACGAGAAAAGGAAUGCGUUCCUUUGCAGAGCUAACUGCAAUAAUUGGUUUUGUAUGGUGAUUUAGUGCUACUAUCAAUUUUUAUUGUAAAAUAUGUAUUUUAGUUGCUCUUAUUACAUGGGUGGUCACCUGUUCACUUUAUGCAUUGGUUAGAGUAAUUUAUUUUUAAGAGCUAUUUUAAAAUAGAAUGCUCAUAGGACAAGUGGUAAUUGAUGUGACUUGUUUUACUUUUGAAUGCAGAUACCAAAUCUGCAGAAGUGAUAAUACAGAUAAUUUUUUUAGACUUUUAUAGGUCUUGUGUUCCAAUUCAGAAUGGUAUAACCUCUGUUUAUAGAGUAUUUGCUGAGUGUACAAUGCCUCCUAAAAAUAUUUAAUAAUUCUUGCUUAACAUGAAAUUUAUUAAUAUAGAAUUUUUGAUGGUUAUGUUUUUUACAGAUGUGAGUAACUGGGCAUUCUCAUAAUAUAGUUUAAAUAAACUCCAUAUUGUAAAAGAAAUUUUUUUGGUAACGUUCAGCUGUAUAUUAAAAUAAAACAAUAAAGCUGCAGUUAGCAGAAAACUCUUGCUGCUUGGCAGCUGCCUGUAGUAAUUGUAGCAUGUAAAAUGCUAGCGAAAGCAGUCAUAUAUUAAAAACAUUAUUGUGAGGAACAUAGCAGAUUCCCUUGUGCCUGGCAAGAAGUUAAUUCACUUAAAAAAGAAAUAUUUUCACAGCAAAUCGUCACUCUUAUUUAAGAGUCUACGUGCAAAAGGUAAGAAGUGAAGACUCCAUAUUCCUCUUCCUGCCUGUAACUUCAGAUAGAAGUUUUUACCGGUGCAGUAUCCUGCUAUGAACUGCUACUGUGAGCUAUAAGGGAGCACUCCUCCCUGUGGACCUGAUAAAAGCCCUUUGGAAUUGUUACAGCAUUUGGAGGGAUGGGUUUUGUUAGUUUUUGGGGAUUUGAGUGGGGUUUUUUUGGUGGGAUACAGUUACUCCACAGGAGACACUAGUCUUCCUUUAGGGCUUUGAAGUUCCUGUAAGUCCUGAUUAAUGCCCUGUUGACAUCUUUGCUUCACAUCAGUAAGUAAGGAGCCAGGGAAAAUCAUCUUGUGAGGCCAUAAUUCAAGGGUGCUGUUUGCAAUUAAUACUGAUUCUGUAAGGCCUAUCUCACUUUAAUACUGAGUUAAUGACUUCAGUUUCCUGGAACCUGGAGAUAGAGGACAUUCUUCUGCACAUCAGCUUACUUGGAUCUAGUCUUAUUCUAGUGAUUACAGGAGAAAUAAAGAUCUCAUUACCUGGGUAGGACAAGGUAAAAUCUCUUCUGUUCUUACUUGGCUUAAAGUUCUCCCACAUGGAUAGGUACAAGUUCGAUGCAGUUUACCAACUCUUUUUGUUUAGCCAGAAUAGAAAUGUGUAGGAUUUGUGGGUGAAAAUACCAAAUGAGUCAGGAACUAGAAGCUUGCUGAAAACAGAUUAAUUUAAGCAAGUUUAGUCUUAAUACUUGCUAAUUACAUCUGAUCGUUCAGAUGUUUCUGCUAUGUAGAAACAAUUAAGAUGAUGGCAAACCCUACAGCUUUUCCACCUUUUGAAUGCAGACAGUUAUGAGAUGUUUUAGGGUUUACAAAUGUUAAACCAAACUAAUCGAGACAAAUCAAAAGUUUUUAUUUAUUGUAAAGUCAGAAUACACAUCUUUAAAAUGUUUAUAAGUUAAAUGAAGGCCACAGUAGUGGGAUGUAAAAUGGUAUAUAGAGGAAAUGACUACUUAUAUACACAGUGAUGGAUAAAAUAGCACUAUCCAGGCUUACGAUACAAAACCAUAAUUUUCAUAUUACUUGAUCUCUGGAAAUUGCUGAAGUCUAACAAGCGCAUGCUCUGUUACCACUUGAUCUCCUACAGUGCAGAUGGAGAUGUGCAGUGACAUGGCUUUAAAGCUACGAUAGCCAUAAUGCAAUGCAGUCUUCAGAAGUGAAGUGUUUGACGUGAUCUUUUUUUAAUGCUCAAACCCUGGACUAACCACGUGACCUACUCUACUUGUUAGCAAUUCUUGAGUGAAUUUAGCGUUCCGGACAGGCGGUAAAGUGUGAGAGAGCAGUCCAUAGAAGAUUAAAAAUAUUUCGAAUAUUUACAGGACCCCAAGACACAAAUGGUAUCAAUAUCUGUGCCUUGGUGGGUAAAACUUUUUUCAUCGUCAGGUUUCUUGACUCAGACUUGUGAACAGCCCUCACAACUGAACUAUUAAGUGCUUUGUUUACUGUCAUAUGAUUAUGGUGACACUCCAGUGAGCACUGUACAGUCAUCUUCAACAGGGAGAAAUGGGAGACCUCUCCUUUGGGAGGGGGGAACCUCACAACUUCAGCUUACACUUGAAACACACCAGUGCGUAGCUGCCAAGAAACUUGGGGUUUGAAAGGGAUUUAUUCUACUGUUACAUCUACUCAUGCAGUGCUU
Cuculus canorus (common cuckoo) is the source of this 4983-nucleotide messenger RNA. RefSeq names its product calmegin (gene CLGN). Gene Ontology annotation, biological process: protein folding. The record is from RefSeq and is a predicted model, not a curated record. Gene Ontology annotation, molecular function: calcium ion binding. NCBI's taxonomy places the organism in Eukaryota, Metazoa, Chordata, Aves, Cuculiformes, Cuculidae. The transcript is spliced from 17 exons. Gene Ontology annotation, cellular component: endoplasmic reticulum membrane; endoplasmic reticulum. The coding region runs from base 155 to 2095 and encodes 646 amino acids.